Molecule: messenger RNA, 475 nt
Organism: Racocetra fulgida
Lineage: Eukaryota; Fungi; Glomeromycota; Glomeromycetes; Diversisporales; Gigasporaceae
Source: the annotation of a GenBank genome assembly
ACCAUUGCAAGGUAGUAGUUAUUUACCUUUACCAGAAGCUUUAGAUAAGCCACAACUAGGAAUAAUUAAUCCACAAAAUAGGGACGAUAAUGAGUGUUUUAAAUGGUGUAUAAGUGCAUAUCACACAAGAGAGGAAGCUAUAAAAGCUAAUAGAAAGCCAUCACAUCUUAAUGAAAUCCGGAGACUUAGACGAAAUGCAAAUAUAGCAAAUUUUGAAGGUAUAAAAUUUCCAGCAACACUCCAUGAUAUAGAUAAAUUCGAAGAAAGCAAUCCUAAUUAUGCUAUCAAUAUAUUUAAACCAUUUUAUAGAGAAGCUUUCGGAAAAAUAAAAGUAGAUAUAGAUCCAUUACAUAUUUCAGAACAUAAUUAUCAAGUGGAGCAUAUGAUAGAUUUAUUAUAUUUAACAGAAGGUGAAGAGAGUUUAAAUGAUCGAAAAAAUCAAAAUGAUAUACCAGAAGGCUUAAAAACACAUUAU